ACUCGGCAGUGUUGUCUCAGCUCUCGGAGAGGUAACAUACUGGACUGGUUGAAGCUCGGGACUUCAAUGACAUACUUUUGUGAUAGUUGAUCCAGCCUAGGACAACCUAAGAAUUACAUGUUGCUUUUAUUAUGAAGAUAAAAUAGAUUUGUGAAAUGUGGAAUAAAACAUAUUGUGAUUUAGAGUUAUUUAUGUGCAGUGUGCACAAUGCAGUAUUUUAAGAUGGGACUGUGAUAGUGGAUGUGUGAUGUUCGUUAAACUCAACAGCCACAUGUGUUUACGUAAGUCAAUAAACACGUGUGUACGUAAAGGUCAACAGCCACAUGUGAACGUAAAGGUCAACAAUCCCAUUAGGUGUACAUACAGGUCAUAAAUCUGUCCAAGUCGUAAACAUGGCGGUCUUCAGUGGUCACAAUACUCGAGUAGUCGCCCUCUUGAGCUUCAUCAGCGCCCUCCUGUACUACCAAACAGGUAGUAAGGCUCCCCCAGGGCUACCAAUAGAGGUUCAGGUUAAUGAUGGUGGAAGCCUCGUGCAUUUGAAUCUCUCAUUUAGUGACCUACAGCACUAUGUCAAGAUGAAGGAGGUGGAGACAAGACACAAGAGUGGUGAGGCGUCCUCCACCCAACAACCACAACAUCUUCCUGCCUUUGUGUUGGACAAUAAGAAGGUGUUGUCCAAGACCGUGAAGGCAGGUAAAAUGGACCCUUGGCAAGUGCCAGGACUGGAGCCCUCUGGCGGUGCUUUCCUGAGGCAACUAAACUUCUCUGGAUUCAACAAAGAGGAUCGCGAGUUUCUGGAAGACCGUAGGAAGGUGCUGAUGAGCCGUGGGGAAACUAUGAGUGAAGUGUGUCGGUCCAGAAGGCGGCCCACUGAAUCUAGCAUACGCUUAGUUUGGGACACCAACCACAUACCCAACGUCAUCUGGUGCCCCCUGUAUAAGGUCGCCUCGACAUCGUGGAUGAUAAACUUUUUGCGUCUGGCUCACUUCAAUGACGACAAUCCGGAAAUUCUCAAUAUGCCUCCGAAGAAGAGAGAGAAGAAUAAAUUUUCCGUUAAGUUUGGCGCCAGGCAGGACAAGGUAUAUGACUUAUACCCGCCACCUGAAGACCCGCGGGAGAGGAUCCACGUCUUCAAGAACGGCCUCCGUGUACUGAUAGUGAGACAUCCUUACUCCAGGAUUAUUUCUGCUUAUCGAGAUAAGAUGCUGAAGAUGAACCCACGGCCGGUCGAGCAUAAGUUCCGGGAGCUGCAGCUGAAGAUCAUUGACAAAUACAGGAAGAAGAACAGCAAUGAGAAAUCCCCCUUUCCCACUUUCCCGGAGUUCAUUCAGUAUAUCAUUGAUCACACCAAGGACCUCCACACUAGAGAAGAGUGGAUUAACAAUGUGGUAUGUUGGACACCAUACUGGGCCCAGUGUGACGUUUGCUCCGUAGACUACAACCUCAUCCUCAAGUUGGAGACAAUGCAGAAGGACGAGAAGUUCCUCAUCACACUCACCAACAUGACUGAGCUUAAGCAACUGAAGACCCGAGAGUGGCGUCACCUUCAAGAUGGUACACCUUCAGAUACUCUCGUUACCAAAUACUUCAAGCAGCUCACUGUUAGCCAGAUAAAACAACUGCGCGAUCUUUACCGCCUAGACUUCAAGCUCUUUGACUACCACCAAGUUACUGACCUGCUGAAAAAUACGCAGGAUUAGAUGACGGCCUUUAACCCAUCAUCAUCAGCUGAGAAUUCCCCAUCCCCCCAUGUGCGCAAAACUAAACACAGGUAACAGGAAUCUUCCACACACAAUAGUUACCAUCCCCACAACAACUUCUACCAAUGACCACCACCGUCCUUACAGCUGACUUCUUAAAUGAUGGCCACCAUAUGUACAAUUAAUUUCCACACCCAAUAGUUAACUUCCAUACCCCACUGCUAACUUCUACGGAUGAUGGCUAUACUUUAAAGAUUAAAAGUUUAUGUUAGACCUAUUAAUGUGUCGCAGUUAGUAAUCUUAGAACCCAAUGCUGUAAGAUAAUCACUGCUAACACACGCAAGUGUGGAAACUGGCAACAUGUUUAACUUUAAUGAUGAUGCUAUGACUGGUAUCUUAUGGUUUAUGGUUGACUUAGAAAUUCUUUACCCAAAUGUUGCAUCGGUUUUACGAUGUCAGUAUUGUUCACGGAAGGCUAAAUAAUUAACAUUAAACUGUAUUAGAAGAAGAUUUUCCUUUUGCAAGAAAAUGUAUACUGCAUUUUCUUAGCAGUAUUUGCGGUUUGUUUGUCUUUGUAAAGCAGGUUCUGUUAUUCAUAUUCUCAAAUGAGUUUUUUUCCUUGUGUGUCUGUGGAGGUCUGUUGUUAUAAUCAGUGAGUUUUGGCUGUGCUGUACAAAAGUUUUUUAUGAGUUUCAUUCAUAUGAUAAUGUUAAUUUUAAAGAGGUGUGAUCAUUCCUGUGUUGCCUCGAGACAGUGCUGAUACAGCUAAUAUUGAUUGACAUCAACAAAGACAUGAUACAUAGAGUGACUUAACAUUAUUCUACAGUUUCCCAUCUGGUGCAGCGGCCACGUGGAUACACUAUAUAUGAAUGGGUACUAAGUUUUCCCACUGUACUGUAUAAUUUAUUAUUCAAUUAAAUUGUUUUUUACU
Molecule: messenger RNA, 2631 nt
Organism: Homarus americanus (American lobster)
Lineage: Eukaryota; Metazoa; Arthropoda; Malacostraca; Decapoda; Nephropidae
Product: carbohydrate sulfotransferase 11-like
Exons: 7
Coding region: 393-1700 (435 amino acids)
Biological process (GO): carbohydrate biosynthetic process
Cellular component (GO): membrane
Molecular function (GO): sulfotransferase activity
Source: RefSeq, a predicted model, not a curated record